GGACGCCCUGGGCGCGAAGUGGCUAGAUAAUGUGAACUGGCGAAUAGGAAUUUCUGCCCAAAUUGGAGAUAUGGAUGAAGAUCGAUUAAUCGAAGAAGUCUUGGAUAAGUUUGUUAAUUGUCAUGAGCAAACAUAUGAAGAAUUUCUGAGCACUUUUACUCAUCUUUCAAAAGAGGAUCAUGUGACCAAAAGGGGAGUGUUUGGAACAACUUCCUCAGAAAAUGUAUUUAUCUCAGCAAAACUUGCUCAUAAAAAUGAAGCAGAUGACCACCAUCUCAGCAAUGAAACCAUAUUUCUUCAUACUUCAUCCCAAUGUUCAGAAGAACAGGUAGACAGUUUCCUUGAUUUAGAAGAUUUGGACAUGGAUGAAGAGAUUAAUCCUCAAAUGAGCAAGGAUUUGCUGCUGCUUCCAGGAGAAGUGGAGCCAAUUGUGAACACCAGUGCUCCUCCUUGCAUGCCUCCCAAGGCCCAGCUUCUCGCCCAUGAAGUGAAGCCAAAGCCCACCGUGAAAAGGAGUGACGGGCAGGAGGAAGAGAUACUUGGAGAUGAAGUUCAGCCCUUCUCACUUGAUGAAGAAUUUGAUUACGACAAUGUGACACUCACCCCCAAGUUUAGUCUUGCGGAGUUAGAGGCCAUCAAAGAGCUAUGCAAGCAAAAGAGGAAGAAUGCUAACAUGGAUUUAGAGGAACCCUGUGAGUGAUUCACCGAGGCGUUUUUUGUGCUUUUUAUCUGUUCUUAUUCAAGCAACACUGAAAUAAAGAUAAACCUACUAUACUUGUGGAAAUUCGCUUGUAUGCAUUUGUUCAUCAGUUAGCGAUAGUCAGGGAGGUGGAGCAACAAGCCUGAGGAGAUCACCGUCCUCACAGAACUCUCUCCUGUCCCGCUGUGGCUGCGUCCUGUGACCGGCUGUAGGUCGUGGAGUGGGACGUGGGGACAGGAAGCAGCACCUAUUAAAGAGCACUUUUUUUGGUUUUUGAAGUUUUGUGUGGAGGUGAGGUCUGGCUUUAUUGCCCAGGCUGGUCUCAAACUCCUGGGCUCCAACUGUCCUCCCACCUCGGCCUCCCAAAGUGCUGGGAUUACAGGUGUGAGCUGGGAGUGGCACUAGGUGAUGUGAGAUCUUGCACCAAAUACUGGGAACGAUCCCACCUCUUUUGAGGGCAAAGAACAUUUAGCUCUGCAGUGUGCAUAGUGAUGCUGAAAUACAUGCCAAACACAUAGAUCACUGGUCCCUGCUCAGCUACCCAGAGUUCAGUGUGUGUUGAGAGAUUAGGUUGCUGAGAUCGAUUGGGAAAGGCUUUAACUGAUAAAGAAGACAUCUGAGAAGGGAGUCAUAUGUUUAAUGCUUUUGUUUUGUUAUUUUACUGUUAAACCAUGUGUGAUAACAGUUACAAAGUACAAGGAAUGGUCUUUAUCUCCAGAAACUGGAAAUACCAUUUGAGAAGGUAAAACAAUCAGAGAAUGUAAAAACAUAUUGUGAAGUGCUAAUUAUAUAGAAUCCCCAUAAUUGUAUUAAGCCAAGAAAAAAUGGAGGGUGAAGGCAUAGAAAGGAGGGUGAUAAUGUGUGUGAAGUAAAUUUUUAUUAUUGAAGGAAUUGGUCACAAAUCAAAUGUACUAAGUCCUAACUGAUUUUGUUUUAUUUUUCCUUUUACAUAGACUUUCAUUUUUAGAGCAGUUUUAGGUUCUCGGAAAAAUUGGGGAAGAGAGCAUAGAGCCUUCAUAUAUGGCUUGCCCUCUCCCUGCACCCAUCAACAUCCUGUACCAGGGUAGUCCAUUUGUUUUUGUGUUGUUUUUUGCUAUCACGUUUCUUCUCUCUUUGUGGUAAGAAUGCUUAGCGUGAGUUCUACUCUCUUGAAUGUUGCUGUGCAUAGUACAGUGUUGUUAUCUCUGUGUCCAGUGCUGCACCGUAGAUCUCUAGGACGUGUCCAUGCAUAACUGGAACCUCAUAACCUCAAGAGCAGCUCUCCAUCUCCUGCAAUCACCAGUCGUUGACGUCCGCCAUGCUACUUUCUGCGAAUGACUGACUGUUGCAGAUGUCUCCUAUCAGCGGGCAUGUCCUAUUUGUCUUUCUGUCCUGGCUUCUUUCACUUAGCAUAAUGUGCUUCAGGUUUGUCCUCAUUGUCACAUGUGGCAGAGUUUCCGCCUUUUUUUUUUUUAAGGCUGUGUAGUCUUCCUUUUUUUAAUACAUGGCAUUUUCUGUAUCUGCCCGUCGGUGGACGUAUAGGUUGUUUCCUUAUCUUGGCUAUUGUGAAUAAUGCUGCAGGCCUCUGUGUGUAUGCAUGUGCUUGUGUUUGUAAGAGGAAUUGAAUGUGUAUGUGUAUUCAUGAAAUUCCAUUUAUAUUCUUUAGAAAAGAAUGGUCUUGAUUUCAAGUUGCACUAGGGUCAAGUAAUCUCCACAUUUAUUUUUCAUUUCUUCCACGAACUUUCACAAAGCACCAUUUGUGUGUUAAGCUACACAGUGGGGCACACAACUAAAUCAGGCACGGUCCAACUUAGUUGGGAGGAGAUGAGUGCACAAAUAAUGGCAGCAGAGCCGCACUGUCCAGUGUAAUAGCCGCUCACUGCUUUCCAGUAUGCUAGAGCACUUGAAAUAUAGUACGACUGAGGAACUGAUUUUGAAAUGUUAUUUAAUUUCUAUUUCACUUUAAAAUAAAAAAACUGAUACUUGAUUCAGUUAUUAGAAAAAUGUCAAGCACAUAUAGAGUAAUUUGUGUUUGUGAACCUACUUUUUCAAUGGUAAUAUUUAUAAAUCUGAAUGUGUACCAGUUAUUUUUGAUAACAACCUAAUGUCUGAAUUUGAAAUAUGCUGUAGAUGUAAAACAUACUUAAAAUUUUAUAAGAAUUAAUAUAAAAACUGAAUAUCUUGUGUGUUUUUGGUAUUAUUAUAUGUGGCAAUGAUACUAUUUUGGAUUUACCUGGUUAAAUAAAACAUAUUAUUAAAAUCUA
Molecule: messenger RNA, 2943 nt
Organism: Carlito syrichta (Philippine tarsier)
Lineage: Eukaryota; Metazoa; Chordata; Mammalia; Primates; Tarsiidae
Gene: IFTAP
Product: chromosome unknown C11orf74 homolog
Exons: 6
Coding region: 71-700 (209 amino acids)
Biological process (GO): spermatogenesis; acrosome reaction
Cellular component (GO): cytosol; 9+0 non-motile cilium
Molecular function (GO): intraciliary transport particle A binding
Source: RefSeq, a predicted model, not a curated record